Talaromyces atroroseus is the source of this 1605-nucleotide messenger RNA. RefSeq lists its product as hypothetical. Lineage: Eukaryota; Fungi; Ascomycota; Eurotiomycetes; Eurotiales; Trichocomaceae. Bases 1 to 1605 code for a protein of 534 amino acids. The transcript is spliced from 3 exons. The record is from RefSeq and is a predicted model, not a curated record.
AUGCCACGGGUGCCUUUUCUUGGGAGGCUUUUCUGGGCCGAGUAUCUUGCUCUCUUUGCUUCACUGACUCUAGUAUUUUCCGAAGGAGCCUUGAGAUUAAUCACACUCUGUCUUCCCGAACCUGUGAUUCGAUUCUUCUACCAACAAUCCAAAUCCUUGUUCAACAUUCUAGCGUCUUCUCAGAGCAGGGGUGCUCGUUCCAAGCACAAGAGCCUGGCGGAAGCUAUUGCGCAGACUGUGGAUUUUGCUGACGUCUGCUCUUUGUUUGGGUAUGAAACAGAGGAACACAUUGUGCAAACGAAAGAUGGCUACCUGCUCGGUCUCCACCGGCUUCCUUUCCGUCGUGGGGAAGAGGAAAACUACGUCAAUGGUGACAAGGCGGGCGUGCGCAAGAAAGUCGUCUACCUCCACCAUGGUUUGCUCAUGAACAGUGAGGUCUGGGUCUGUCUGACCGAUGAACAGCGAUGUUUGCCUUUUCAGCUUGUCGAACGAGGAUACGAUGUGUGGUUGGGCAACAACCGCGGGAACAAAUACUCCAAAAAGUCUACAAAGUCAUCGCCGGCGUCUACUGACUUUUGGAAUUUUUCAAUCGAUGAAUUUGCAUUCCACGACAUUCCGGAUAGUAUCGAAUAUAUUCUAGAAGUCACUAAGCAGCCGUCUCUGUCCUAUAUUGGGUUUUCGCAAGGGACUGCCCAGGCGUUUGCAGCACUGUCUAUUCACUCAACUUUGAAUCAAAAAGUUGAUGUAUUCGUUGCUCUGGCGCCAGCCAUGUCUCCGGCAGGACUGUACAACGGCGUCGUCGAUGCAUUAAUGAAAGCUUCACCACAGGUUGUUUUUCUCGCCUUUGGACGCAAAAGUAUUCUCAGCUCCACCGCAAUGUGGCAAGCCAUUCUCUAUCCACCGAUCUUCGUGCGAAUCAUUGACAUCUCACUGAGAAUGCUCUUCAACUGGACCGGGGACAAUAUCACGCAGAACCAAAAACUAGCAGCAUAUCCUCAUUUGUAUUCGUUCACCAGCACAAAGUCUGUCGUACAUUGGUUCCAGAUUAUUCGCAACAAGGCCUUUCAGAUGUACGAUGACGAGGUAGGCGGGCCGCUAGCAGUCGGUAAUAAUAGUCGCUACUAUAAGCCUGUUAGAUACCCUACCAGAAAUAUCCGAUCUCCCAUAGUUCUGAUAUAUGGCGGAAGCGACAGCCUUGUGGACAUUAGUGUCAUGCUCCGCGAACUACCGCAGCGGACGACUGUUAGGGAAGUUCCGAAGUAUGAACAUCUUGACUUCCUCUGGGGCGCGAAUGUCGAUAAGCUCGUUUUCCACCACGUAUAUGAAGCGCUUGAAAGACAUGCUGGCGGUGACUCAACAGUUCACUUCCCGCUUCAAAUCACUGGUCCCGAGAGAAAGUCUUCUAAUGGCAACCACUCAUACUUCCGGCAACCCAAAUUUGAGGCAACACGGUAUGCAUUUGCGAAAUACAUCGUUUCACAGACAACUUUCACUAACUUUAUCAGCAGCACAUAUUCGGUCAGCGAUUUGAUGUAUGGAGACGAGGAUUGGCGCAUCGACCCAAGCAAGGCACCGGAAGACAUAGAUCUCGAUACGCCUACAUAA